GAUCUCUUGGAAUAAGCUGUUGAACUGAUCGGCAGGGUUUCUCAGUGGUUUCUAAAUAACUGCAGAAGGCGAAGUAAGUUGUAUUGUUUUCUCUCUUGCAUGAAUUAGCUUAAUGGCACUAUAGUGAUACGAACAUUUGUUGCUCGAUGCGGUUUAAUAUGUCCGUAGUAUUAAACAUUAUGAAAGCAUCUUGUUAAUGUAGUAUUAACAAUUUUAUCACCCACACUAUCGGAAUACUUAAACACAGUGAAAUUUCCUAGUUUAUAAAAUAUUCGAGAUUGAAUUUUAAUAUUUCGGUCUCUGGGGUUAAUAAGGGCCUCUGCUCGCAGGGUACGGGAUUAUGGAUGAACUUGCCGUAAAAAGAUUGCAAUUCCACAAAGUUCGGCCGUAUUCUUCCCCGACCGAAAAGAAAAAAAAACCAAACGGAAAAGAGGAUACUCUUUAGAAAGAAAUACUACAAUGCAGUAAAGUUUUAACCUUUGUGAUGAUUUCACCGGGUAAAGAAGAGCUUUUGGUGUGCCCUUGAGUGACCUUUGAUUAAAAGGGUCUUCAAACCCACUGAUUAAUUAUGUAACACAUGGUCAUACCACGCCGUCACGCUAAAACUAAUUUACUAUUCCAGUAUCUGACCUGUAGUUUGUCAUGCGCGCGGCAUGAACAGAGAGCACAAGGAUUUUCAAUUCACCUUUAGCACAGAAUUGAAUAAAUAACUUUUCGAUAUUUUGAACAAGUUUUCAACUGCGGCGAGAUAAAAACUUGGAAGCUUGGAAGUUUAAAGAAGGGAUUUAUCGACUUCAAACAAACAAGCAAAUACAGUAAUACGAUUGCGUAACAGCAGUUUACAGGGUUAUGUGCUCGCUCCUGUGCAUAUUAAUUACUUAACUAUUUGCCACAGUAUUCUAGACUAUGUGGCACUUCUUGAAGUGUCAACGCACAGUCACCGAGCGGAUGACGAAUUAACUUGUUCCAGGCUCCUAGGAAAUCGGGUCCGAGAAACUGAGAAAGUGUGAACACAAAUAUGUGGGGCUUAGUACUGUACUGCAGGGUUUGCAUAGUCUUGAAAAGUCCAUAAAUUUUCUUCAACUUUGAAUGUGAUGGCCCGAAAAGUAUUUUUAAUGCAUUUUGGUUUUCCAAGACAGAAUAUAAAUCAAAGCUCAGAGAAGUUAUUGGUGAUUUACAUAGGGCGUCUUUUGUUUUAUGCAAGAAUUAACUAUAUAAAUUUAAGACAAGUGAACUGACAAAUGUUGCUGAAGCAAACAGUCAAGCCUUAAAGUCCGUGACAUGUAAAAAACGGCUGCGAGGGAGACUAGCCACUAAGUGACUCUGUUGUUAUAUUUUAAACUGUAGCUUAUGAUUCUACUCGGCAAAAUGGUUAAUCAACCCUUGGACCCUGAUCGUUCCUUUUAAAAAAUAUUUACAGCGCAGGCAAUUUGCAACCUUUAUACCUAAAGUUCUCUUUUUUUCUAGACAGACUAAAAAGAGACACCAUGGCACCAAACAUUGCUCAUCGAAAGGCUGCAGUUGUAACGGAAUCAGGGGAAAAAUUCUCCCUGAAGGGGGCGGAAAAGAAAACUUUCAUCACCGAGCAGACGCUUAAAGAGCACAACGGCGUGAAUGGAUCUCCUUCAUGGAUAGCAAUCAAGAACAAAGUUUACGACGUAACAGGAUUUGGUCGGGAGCAUCCCGGCGGAAGUAUCAUCUUCACCCAUGCGGGGCUGGAUGCAACGGACGUGUUCAAUGCUUUCCACCCUGCUUCUGUUUACAAAUGGCUGCCUCGGUUUUAUGUUGGAGAACUGGUGAGAGAUCCCUGCUCCGAUCCCUCUGAUGCUGAAAAGGAAAUGGAAUAUAGACGAGAUAUUACAGAGAUGAAAUCAGAGCUGUUGAAAGCGCGUGCAUUUCAGUCUUCUAAGCUGUAUUACGCCUUCAAGGUAGUAUCAAAUGCUGCAAUACUUGCCGCAGCCAUUGCUGCCAUUAAAGUACUCAAUGGCAUGACCGGAGCAGUAAUAGGCGGUGUUCUUCUCGCUCUCUUCUGGCAGCAAUGUGGAUGGCUUGCUCAUGAUUUUCUUCAUCAUCAAGUGUUUACUAAUCGCUUCUAUAACAAUCUUGCUGGGCUGGGUGUCGGGAACAUCUGGCAGGGUUUCUCUACUUCGUGGUGGAAAAUGAAGCACAAUCACCAUCACGCUUCACCUAAUGUGGUACAUACCCAGGCAGGUGGCGAUCCUGAUAUCCUGACAAUGCCAUUGCUGUUAUGGUCUGAGAAGAUUAUUGAAGGCGACUCCGAAGAGCUGAAGGAUCUCCCCAGAUUCUUGAUCAGACACCAGAAGUUCUUUUAUUUGCCGCUUUUAGCUGCUGCGCGUUUAUCGUGGCUGCUGCAGUCCCUACUGUUCCAGCUUGAACCCGUUCACCAGUUUGUUGGGGGCCUACCGAUGAAGAUCGCAGAGAUAGUCACUAUUGGCAUCCAUUACGUUGCAGUGGUGUAUAUCACGUUGCUAUUAGAAACGGCUGCCUCACGAAUCGUCUUCUUUUUAGUCUGUCAGUCACUCGGGGGCCUGUUCAUCGCUGUUGUGUUUACUGUCGGUCAUAACGCCAUGCACAUCUUCACAACCGAGGAAAUGAGAAACACUGACUUCGUCCGCCUACAGGUUCGCUCCACGCGUGAUAUCACGCCUACGGUAUUCAACAUGUGGUUCAGCGGUGGUCUUGCAUAUCAAGUGGAACAUCAUAUAUGGCCGACCCUGCCACGUCAUAGCUUACCUCUGGCGUCAAAGAUUCUUCAGAGAUUUUGUUCAAAGUACAAUAUUCCCUACACAGUCGAGGGACUGAUCAAAGGAAACUUAGCGGUUUGUAAGCUGUUAUCUGAUGUCGGUAAGGAGUUUUAG
Molecule: messenger RNA, 2879 nt
Organism: Porites evermanni
Lineage: Eukaryota; Metazoa; Cnidaria; Anthozoa; Scleractinia; Poritidae
Source: the annotation of a GenBank genome assembly